Messenger RNA from Pezoporus flaviventris, 3867 nucleotides. It is a transcript of the gene OCSTAMP, whose product is annotated as osteoclast stimulatory transmembrane protein. NCBI's taxonomy places the organism in Eukaryota, Metazoa, Chordata, Aves, Psittaciformes, Psittacidae. The record is from RefSeq and is a predicted model, not a curated record. Gene Ontology annotation, cellular component: membrane. Bases 1696 to 3126 code for a protein of 476 amino acids. The transcript has 3 exons.
GGGGCUGAUGUUACUAUCAGUUAGCUCUGAAGUACCAUGAGAAAGAAGUUUAAUGUUAGAAGGAGAAUCUGAUGAGCUUUGCAGGAUGCAGCUGUGAGCAUUUUGGGGUGAUCCUUUACAGUCUGCACAUUGAAUUAAGACCUAAUUCAUGGACUGUGCAAGCAAUUGCUAUGGAUGCUCCAAACAAAUAGCACUUUCUUUUGUGCCCGCCUGGCUGGUGCCUCUUCCCAGCUGGAGCCGGUCAGGGUUUCUCAUUGGGCACAAGGAGAAAAGCUUUGCUCUACGAACCACACAGUAAAAAGGAGAUUAACUACAAAGCAGAGCUGUUGAGUGGAGCAGCAAGGACCUUGUCUGGUACCUGCAGGAGGGGCUGAGGAGGUGGGGGGGGGGUUGUUCUGACUGCUUGGGCUCAUCACUGCUCAUCCAACAACUGCUGCAGAAGUAGGUCUGGCCAUGUCCCCUGGGGAAGGUGCUGCUCCCCCACUGCUCGCUGGACAGCACAGCCCCACGUGCUCUGUCCCCAGGGGCAGCCAGGACAGGGCUGACCUCCAGCCCUUUGCCUUUUCCUGCCCAGGGGAGCAUGAGAACAUCCCAGGGGCCUGUUGGUUCCCAGCCUGCAGGAGGGCUUGGCUUGGAGCAGCGGGUCCCAUAAGGAAUGGGCUCAGCAGCAGAUGGGUGAGCUCAGUCACAUUUACCAGCAAGUGGUGGCUUAGUGUGAGAACAUUUGACAAAGGGGCAGCUGUGGUGGGAGCCAGGGAAGGCUCCUGUAACCCCUGAGCUCCCUGUGAGGGGAAGGCAGUGGUUGUACACGUUUCUUGUUUGCCAGCUGAUAAGAGAACACAGAUUCCUUUCCUCUGGAAACAUAACUGAGGAGCAGGCACCACAGGCUGGUCCUCACUUCCUGGCAAGCAGGUUUGGUGGCUGGAGCUCCUUGCCCUGCACAUCCCAGGGGUCAGGUGAGUUGGUCCCAUAGGGAGUGCACAUCCUGGCCUGGGAACUUCUCGGCAGCCUGAGAAUUCUGCCUGUGGCAGGGUUUCCUCUGCAGUGGAUUUGCUGGCUGCAGGGAAUUGGGAAAGGUUCAAGUUUGAAGCUUCAUCUUCCUCUACUAGGACUAAGAUGAGCCUUUAAGCAGCUUAUGAACCUGGCAUAUGAGCUCAUGGAUUCAGCAGGGAGCAGCAGCCUGCCAGAACAGAUGAACAUUAUCAGCACAUGGUUUGCUGGAUCCCACCAUGCCCUUUGUGCUAUGGCUGAUGUCUGAAAGAGGAAAAGCUCCCCUUCUCCCUGAGAAAAGUCCUAACCUUGCUGCUUGAUGGUGGGCAGUGCAAGGAGAAGUCAUCUGGGAUGACACAGCUGAUUUCCCCACAGUCCAUGUGAUGCUUGUUCCAUCGUCACCAGUCCGUAUGUCACUGACUCAUUUUUCUCAGCUAUGUGUCAUGAAAACAAACAUUCUCUGCAACAGCAGUAGGACCAGAAGCGGUGUAAAGCCCAAGCAGUGUUGGGCAUCUCAGCAGUCGUGUAAUUCCCUGGGCUUCACACACCAGGUUUGCCCGCUCAGGUCAGGAAUUGCCAACAUUGCUGAUCUGAACUGCCUUAAGGCAUUAUUUGGCUUUUUGGACCCCUGUCUCUGGUGGUAGUUGCUUUGAUUUCCCAUCCUGUGUGUGCCAGGAGCUGCAUCCACAAUCUUCUCUCGGAACGAUGGAGAGUUUUCAAGCAAGAGUGGGGCACCUCUCUGCCACUGGCAUGAGAGCCCGUGUCUACUGUGAAGACUUUCUGUUCCCAAAGGUGUGCAGGACUGUCUCAGACCUAUGGUCAGUUUACACCAAGCCUGUCCCAGCAAACAGCAGAGAGGUGUGGACUUUGUUCCUGCAGUGUUUCUGUGUCACAGCAGUGAUAGGAGGCCUCUUUUACAACUGGAUGUUUGCUUCCCUGGAGUACUCCUGGCAUCUCUCCAUUAAAAUGGCCAUCUUCUUCAGUCUGCUCCUUCUCCUGGCCCUUUUCUUGGUGCAUCCUGCACGUUGUGUCUUCAGUAUCAUUAUGCCUACAUUAGGUACCAAACAAGGCCGGAAGCUCCUUUUAUCAACCUGCGUCAUGAUAGUAGUGGUUAACAUAACACCCAACAUCAUAAGCAACAUUAAAACCAUACUGCAAGUUAUUAAAUGCAUCUGUAAGAAUUCCUCUGAGAGCCUUUUGAACUCAACUGCUCUGCUAGAGACAGCAACCUGGGAGUUUGGGGAUGCAAUCCAAGAAACUGUUCAUUCCAUUCGUAUUUAUAAGCCUAUGAAUGGACAUUUUCAGUUUUCAUUGCUGAAGAACAGCUCCUCGAGUUACCAACAAAUGCAUCUUGCUGGUGAGAAAAUUGGGAGGGACUUUUUGGCUGUUGAGGUACUGGUCAAAUAUGCUGUACAAGUGGGCAACAAGGUGGUUGCUGGUUUCUCCAUGCUCUGUCUCUGUUUUCAGUCCAGCUGCUAUUUGAAAAAUUACCUCACCAACCUCCGCUUUGACAAUUUUUACAUCACCAAGAAGCUGGAGCGUUUAGCUGUGGACAGAAAAGCAGCUCAUCUGCUUGUGGGCUCAUCCAAACCCCUCAUUCGACCAACAGGCUUGAAGCUGUCCCGGGAAGAAGUGAUGCUGUGCCUUGUGCAAGCCAUGCUCCUCACCGUGGCCCUGAUGCUGAUCCUGGCGGUCAUGGCCAUGGACCACUUUGCAUUCAGCAUGGCAGACACUGCAGUGAGAAAGGCAGCUCAGUUCUCCAUGGUGCCUGUUGCUCUCAACAUCAAAUACAGUGCUAAAAUAAGGUUUGUGCCCUUUCUGUCAAAAAUUCUGGGGAUUCCUUACCAAGAAACACCACUUCAGGACUUUGAGAGAAGCUACCACCAUCACCUGAUCUUCAGCUCUGCCCACUGCAGGAUCAGUCCCCCGACACCUCCCAACCCCUCUGUGCUGCUCGCCAUGGGGCUGCUCUUCUGCAUCCUCUAUGCCACCGUAUUCCUGGAAACCUACGCGCAUCGCCUGUGCAGAGCAAUUGCAGCCUCCUUCUUUGAGAGCUGGGAGGAGAAGCGAGUGCUUCACCUCUACAGGAAGCUGUCCAGGAAGCAUCAGGAGGAGCAAAACAAGGAGAGAAACUAAGGGUACUUUUGGGAAUACAGGGGAUGCCUGAGAACUGUGGCAGUGGCGGGGCACAGGCUUCUGCCAUGGGAUUAUGCAUUUAAAUUCACAGAGGCAGUGUUUGGAGUCGGGGGAAAACUAUUUGCCAAAAAGAAGGCAAAAUGUCACAUUUUGCAUUAAUUUCAGAAAAAUGGGCUCAAAAAUUCACUUUUUAAUUUUAAUCUAGAAGGUCUGGAGCCAGCUGUGGUGGGAGAUAACUCAUAUGACUUUGAGGAUAUCUGCAGAAUUAGGGAAGGCUAGCUGGGUAAUAUGUGGGAGUUGGGGUGAGGGGGAGCUCAUUGACCUCCCCAACCACAUCCAUACUGGAAGAAGUACACAGUGAGAAAAGAAACUCUUUUGAUUUGAUUAAUUUACCUUUAAGGGAACUUUUCCUUUCAGCUUUUAUGCACAGAUAUCCGGGUACACUGGAUAAAUAUAAGACUUUAGAAAAUAGUUUAUUCACCUAAGAAAGUGUCAUUUCCACCCACUGAAACAAAUUCAAGACCAAUAUGAACGUGAGGUGCACAUCCUGGGCAUGGGGGGUUGUGGAAAUCAGCACAUGAGGAGUUUAUGGAAUCACUUCACAAUGGCUCUUUAAAUGAAAUAUAAAUAAAAUAGCUGGAGAAAGUCAGAAGAGGAUGAGAGCAGCCAAAAAGGCUGGUCUGGGUGUCGGUCUGUUUUCCCAAGUAAAAAGUGGCAGGAUGAGAGGAAAUGGCCUCAGGU